Parus major (Great Tit) is the source of this 1943-nucleotide messenger RNA. RefSeq names its product cysteine rich transmembrane module containing 1 (gene CYSTM1). The record is from RefSeq and is a predicted model, not a curated record. Bases 1138 to 1608 code for a protein of 156 amino acids. The transcript has 4 exons. Lineage: Eukaryota; Metazoa; Chordata; Aves; Passeriformes; Paridae. Gene Ontology annotation, cellular component: extracellular exosome.
CCUGGAUCCCAGGCAUUGUUUGGGAUCAGCCAGGCUCUGUGCGUGGCAGAGCCCUGCGGUGCCACUUGGCAUCGUUGUGCUGGCGACCUUCAGGCAGGAGUAACGCGUAAACAAGCGAGAGCCUUGGGAUCCUUCCUCGGGGAGGGGCUCUGAGGAGCAGCAGGCUGUAAACAAACAGCUGGCUGCACACUGCCAGGGACUGCAGCAGCUAAACAUAGCCCAGGGGCUGGGCCACUGGCCUGUGCCCACACGUGGCACUGGGCACAGUGCAAAGGUGAAAUUCUCAGGGCUGCGUCAGGCAGAGCUCGCUGGAUGUGCCAAUGGGUUCUGCUGCCCAUCCCAGUGCCCUCCAAAGGGGAUCCUGCUGACCAGCCUCUCCCACUACAAACCAGCAGCAGCAAGCCUGGCAGAGGCAAAUGAUGCUCUGGUAUUUGUCCCUGUGGCAUGUGGGAGGAGCAGCGUAGCAAAGGGGAGCUGGUGACCUGUCUGCACCCUUUAAUAGGGGAAGGAAAUAGCAGGGUACAGCUGCUUCAGGCAGGAAAAUUCCUGAAUGUGUAGGAUAUUAAUAUACACUUCUGUUUCUCAGACAGGGAGAAGCUCCAGAAGCCUAAUGUAAGAAAUGGUUUGCUUAGUCAUGCUGCCUGGAGGUUCAUUAAAGUUGCAGUAUUGUGACAGUCUUGUCUUCCGAUGGCUGUGCCAUGAGUAAUACAUGACAUGGGUUUUAUGAGCAUCAGCUCUCUAAGGUCUUUAAUGUUGCUUUUUGAAUGAGGCUGAGCCCAAGGCCCUGAUUCCUUGUGGCUGCUUAAUGAUUCAGUUGUGUAUGACUGGAAGACUUCACAACGUGCUGGGGUACAGUGUCAUUAGGAAAUUAUUCACAUACAGCUUUGCUCCGGAGUGCUGGUCUGGAGGCUUGAACAAUUAGCAGAAGUGUAAUGGACAUUUGUAUUCACUCCUUGUUCUGUCAAAGCUAUUAAAUAUGCCUGCUGCAGACUGGAUUUUUUCCAUCAUUUUCCUUUCUGAUACUGACAGAAAUAAUGAAGUAAUUGCUUCUAAAUCUCUCUUAAAAGUGAAUCGUGAGAGGAAGCAGAGGAUUUUGCUUUACUGUUGCAAGACUUAGGGACAGAUUCUGCAUCCCACAUGAGCUACGAUAAUCCUCCACCGUACCCCGGCCCGGGCCCGACUGCCCCGUACCCACCCUAUGCACAGCAGCCAGGGGCUCCUCCUGGCCCCUACCCUGGCUAUCCCCCUGGGCCCUACCAGCCAGGCCAGCCAGGCUACCAAGGAUAUCCCCAGUAUGGAUGGCAGAACGCACCUCCACCACCGCCAGGACCGGUGUACGCAGAUGGGCCGAAAAACACAGGAAAAACAACGAAACCAUCAAAACUGGACCCUAGAACUGAAUGUCUUCUAGUGCCUCCAAGAGAAAUCACCCAUGUUUCUCUUCUUUUUGGGACCACUGGGCUUCUGUUCAUAGUAAUGAGGACCCUUUGUGCUGCAGGAGUGUACGUCGUGGAGGAGCGGCGGAGGGACGACACGGGCGAGAGCGCCUGCCUGACGGCGUGCUGGACCGCGCUCUGCUGCUGCUGCCUGUGGGACAUGCUGACCUGACACCGCUCACCGUGUGCUAUGCAGGCUCCCCACUCCUGUCCCGACUUCUUUCUGUUACUGUAAUCAACGCUCUGCUUUGCACAGCCAAGAGUUCCCGUCUGUCCGUCCUAGCGCCUUGUCGGGGUGGGGGGUGCACUCCUUUAUUUUAGUAAAGGAAAAAAAAUAGCCCUUUUUAACAUUUCUAAGACUUUUGUUGUAACUUUGAAGAAUGUGCUAAUGGUGUAUUUCAGCCAAAGGCAUUCUGAUGAAAUGUAUAUUUACCAGUUGAGAUUUUCCUAGCCCUAGAGACGAAGACGUACGCAAUAAUUAAAGCCAACAGUUGAUUUUCUUCACUA